Suillus clintonianus is the source of this 1460-nucleotide messenger RNA. Its product is annotated as purine and uridine phosphorylase. The transcript has 9 exons. Gene Ontology annotation, molecular function: uridine phosphorylase activity. The record is from RefSeq and is a predicted model, not a curated record. The coding region runs from base 1 to 1074 and encodes 357 amino acids. Gene Ontology annotation, cellular component: cytosol. Lineage: Eukaryota; Fungi; Basidiomycota; Agaricomycetes; Boletales; Suillaceae. Gene Ontology annotation, biological process: uridine catabolic process.
AUGAAGGAUCGCAUACAGGAUGCAAAUUUUCCCAAGACAGAGGACGGUCGAGUUUACCACCUGGGUAUACGAGCAGGAGAGGUAGCUAACAGAAUUAUUACUGUUGGAUCCAUUUCACGAGCAGAGGGAAUCGCAAAGAUGCUGGACGCCUCUCCAAAGAUAUUUUCCCUGUACUCAGAGCGCGGUUUCCUUACCAUCACAGGAUGCUACAAGAGUAUACCAGUAUCCAUAGUAUGCAUAGGCAUGGGGGCGCCUAACGCGGAUUUUUUCAUCCGCGAAGUCAGAGAAUGCCUGAGUGGGGACAUGCUUGUCAUAAGGCUAGGGUCAUGCGGUUGCUUGACUGACCUUCCCGUAGGAUCGCUCGUCCUGCCAGCAUCGAGCGUCGCUUGUACCCGAAAUGUGGACUUCGAUUUUGCUUCCUGCGAUCCUUGGGAUGUUCCAUACAGGUUGAGCAAGCCCGUCUCAGCAGAUCCAGACCUUCAUGAAGCCCUGCGCGAUGCCCUUGAUGCGACACGGCCGCCUUCGCUCAAAAAUCUUAUAGUUCCGAACGCUGUCAAUGCAUCGACCGACAGUUUCUACUCAUCUCAGGGGAGACAGACAUCCUUCCAGGACCACAAUGCUUCUUUGAUCGAUCACCUCAAAGCCGCUGUACCUGGUCUAACAACGCUCGAGAUGGAAACGUUCUGGAUAUUCCAUCUUGCGGCCAGCUGGCGUGGAGUUAAAACGUCGAGUUCAGCCGUUAAUCCUCCAUUAGCUACGGUUCCGGUGGUACCUGCAUUCUCGGGAAUACCCAGCAGGACACGAGAGAAGGCGGAAGUGCUCCUUUCCAGUCUCGAUGAAGAUACUUCUUCCAGACCGGUGAUUAGAGCUGCGGCCGCCCAAAUGGUUUUCGCUUCACGAAGCUCCCAAGCCUUUAUCGGUCCAGAGCAGGUGACCGAGCUCGAGAAAUGGAGUGGUAGAGGCGUGCUCGAAGCCCUGUCCAAAUUCGAUGUGACCCCUGAAAGACUGCACCCUGUUUCUGGAAGUGUAUGGGAAUCAAUGGAACAUUCCAACCCGGUGAAGGCGUUGCUGUAGCAAUCCAGCUUCGAUUAGUCUUUGAUACCACAGGGAUGUGCAUUGUGUGCACGCCGCCAAAUCAUGUCAAACAAUGUUUUGAAUUGCAAGAUGCCAUCCGUUUUGUACAGAUUGAUAGUACCCACUACUCCACAGUGAUUCUAAUUCUAUGAAACAGGAUGAACACGCAAGGCUCAUCAUUCCCACUACCGUCUCUUGUCAAAAACCCGGCUCACAUGCCCUCUGCCUUAAAAUGGCGUGGCAAGAACUUGUGGUAACCAUGAUGAUGUAGCCUCAAGAUUGGCAUGCGGUAGCUUGGAGUUACUUUAAAGGAUACAUUGCUGGAACGGUUAUUAUCUUAGUUCUGUGACAACCUUCUAAAAUGAUCGUCUGGGUGAGUGCGUCGA